UCCCUAGAUCCAGGUCUAGUAACUAGUCGCAGUAGGUAACUCAACUCCCGUCUGAUGUCAUAAAUAGUAACUGAAGCCCUGAACUACUGAAAGCAUCUGAAGUGAACCGCCUCCUCUAACCCGGAGGAGAGAGAGAAGAACAACAUGGCGAACUUUCCUCUGGAAUAACUGUUUUCUGAAGAGCUGUUUCUGCAAGCACCGUGCAUCAACACGCGAUCUGAAUCUGAAGACGCUUUAUUCGGGGAAACCAGGCUUUUUUCUCAUGGAUUCGGAGCGUGUGAAGUAUCAUGGGAUGAAAGUUUGAAACAGUUGGAUACUAAAGUAGGACAGGAUGGAGAAACAAGGAACAAGACGCGAAAAGUUUGGUCUGUUUGGACCGCGAGCGCUGGGCAGGGCCGUGCACGCCGCCACCGCCGAUGGCCCGGGCCUCAGCAAGGCAGAGUUCAUGGAGAAGGUGCGUCAAAGCAACGAGGCCUGCCAGCUGGGAGACUUCCAGACGGCCGUGAAGCUGUACGGCGAGGCCCUGCGCGCCGACCCGCAGAACUGCAUCCUGUACAGCAACCGCUCGGCCGCCCACCUCAAACUGGGCCAGUACCAGACCGCUCUGAACGACGCUGUCAAAGCCCGCCUCCUUAAUCCUAAAUGGCCGAAGCUCAGAGAAGCACAAGUCAUCGCUGGUUUCCGUUUGUUUGUUUGUUCUUUUAGCAUUCAUUGCAGGUACAGCGAGCCGAGAGCUUGAGAUUUUGCCAAAUCGCCGCUUUGCUUAACAUUUCUCAGCUGUGAUGUUAACAGGCACUCACAGCAGAACAUUACGGCAAAGUCAGCGUCUGAAAAAUGAUCGCAGUAGUGGCCUUGCGGCAGGAGCUCGUCUGCUCUUGGCAACGGGAAAAGGGCACACUGUGAUAGACUUGCUAACAAACAACACGGGCAUGUUUUCCUAUAUGCUCUCUUACAGCUACUAAGUAUUAAACUAGAUUAAUUAUAUAGAGAGAAUUUGAUUAGUUGGAUUCAGUUUCUGACAUAGUU
Molecule: messenger RNA, 1026 nt
Organism: Sinocyclocheilus rhinocerous
Lineage: Eukaryota; Metazoa; Chordata; Actinopteri; Cypriniformes; Cyprinidae
Product: tetratricopeptide repeat protein 28-like
Exons: 3
Coding region: 332-739 (135 amino acids)
Molecular function (GO): Hsp90 protein binding
Source: RefSeq, a predicted model, not a curated record